CACAAAAAGUUGUAGCUGUCACAGGGUGUCACCCAAAACUCAAAACAUCAGUUUGAAAGAUCUAAAAAAACACAAGCAAAAAAAAUGCAAAAUAUUUUGCAUCUGUCAGAAGUUACGUGAGGUUACGAAGUAUACAAAUUUUUCAACCUAUUAGCCGCGGGAAAUUCGUUCGCCGUCGCAUUUAAAGUGUGUUUUUGCUUUUACUAGUUCACGGGAACGUGCCCCACAUACGCACACCAACCAUUCAAAAUGUCCUCGUUUGAUCUGAAAAACGAGACGGAGGUGAAGGAGUACAUCGACAAGCUGGGAGUCGAGUACCGGUUCGGUUGUUACUCGGAGAAAAAACCGGAAGUGUGCCAUCUGCUUGGCGAUUACCUCGAGGGUAUCCGCAAAGACUUUGAGAAGGCCGCCAAAGUGUACCGGUCGAACUGUGAUGAUUACAACUACGGUAAAAGCUGUCUCAAGUACGGCAACUACACGUUUCUCGGCAAGGGCCGUGCGUCGGAGAAGGGUGAUCCGGCGAAAGCGUUCAGCUACUAUGAGAAGGGUUGCAAAUUGAACGAUCCCGACGCGUGUCUACACAGUGGACUGCUGCUGGUGUCAAAGCUAAUGCCCAAAGAAAUCACCCGCGACGUGCCGAAGGGAUUUGAGCUGUUGCAGAAAAGCUGCGACAUGAACAAUGCCGGUGCAUGCUUUUACCUGUCCGGUAUGUAUAUAUCCGGCGUGCUGAAGGAGGAACAUCAGCAGGCGGCGAAAAAGGCUGACACACCGACGAGCGAACCGAAGGCCCCGGAACAGCAGCGACCGCCCGGUGCAUACGUGGUCGAACGCAACAUGGAGAAAGCGUUCGAGUUCGCGUACAAAGCGUGCGAGCUGCGCAACAUGUACGCUUGUGCCAAUUUGAGCCAAAUGUACGCGAAGGGUGACGGUACGCCGCGGGAUGAGAAGAAGGCAGAAAAGUACAAAAAACUCGCCCUCGAGAUGCAGGACGAGGUAAAGAAACAGCAGCAGCUCACAUUCCAGCAGGGAUUGAAUCCGUCGUAGACAAAUGCAAUGAUCCACUGCCAAAGCCGGGACGUGUAGUAUCAGUGGGAAGCCAUCGACGUGAACGCAAGAUGCAACUCUGAUUGUGUACUGUUGAAAAGGGAGAAAAAUUAUUGAUAAAGUUACAUAUUUGGUGAUGUUCCGUUGCGUACUCGUACCUGGGUUCGAGGAAAAUCGCAGUAGCAGUGGUUCAUUUUUUUAGCGAUUUAGUUAGCGUUCAGUUAUGGUGUUAAACGGUGUGUUUUGUGUGUACAGGAAAGAGCACGAAGAGGAAGAACCCUUCCGAACUGAUGGUGAAAUGUGAAUCGUUUGCUAGACAUUCAGCAAAUGGAGUAAAAGUUGUUUCGCUUGAGAAGUAGUAACAUAAUAAACAAAACAAAAAAACAUAUAUAACCGAAGCGGCAAAUGAA
Molecule: messenger RNA, 1454 nt
Organism: Anopheles funestus (African malaria mosquito)
Lineage: Eukaryota; Metazoa; Arthropoda; Insecta; Diptera; Culicidae
Gene: Coa7
Product: cytochrome c oxidase assembly factor 7 homolog
Exons: 2
Coding region: 250-1044 (264 amino acids)
Cellular component (GO): mitochondrial intermembrane space
Molecular function (GO): protein binding
Source: RefSeq, a predicted model, not a curated record